AUGGCAGCUCUGUCUCCCAUUCUUGCCAAGGACUCUGUGUUUGAAUCUUCCGAUCCGAUCGUGUCCAAAUGCUGCAUCGGCGGACUGCUCUCUCUGACUUUCGCGACUCAAAGAGCUCACGCUCGGGCGCGCGAGAAGCGACAAACACCCAAUGAGUAUCUCCUGCAAGAAGUCCGAAACAGCCAAACACAGGCUACGCCCGCUCCUGCGGAAGGCAUUCGAGAACUUGAUGAGAGAGUCCUGCGCUGUGUCCAGUCCUUGAACUCGACUUAG
Cladophialophora carrionii CBS 160.54 is the source of this 273-nucleotide messenger RNA. RefSeq lists its product as uncharacterized. The transcript has a single exon. The coding region runs from base 1 to 273 and encodes 90 amino acids. The record is from RefSeq and is a predicted model, not a curated record. NCBI's taxonomy places the organism in Eukaryota, Fungi, Ascomycota, Eurotiomycetes, Chaetothyriales, Herpotrichiellaceae.